AUGGACUAUUUCGAAAGAUUGAAGACUCAAAUACGCAAGAGCUCGGCAUCAUCUUCGCCCAUGCAGAGCAAAGCUGACAACGACGAAGAGCCGGGAGUGUCUAGGACUGUCGCCCGGCAAGGGAAAAAGCCUGUCACUUCUGAAAGGCGAGAUCUACCACAUAUCUGCAUUGCCGACAUAAAGCCCCAAGAUGUCCGUGGGUUCUUACGCCUCCAGCCGGAUUGCAACUUCAAUUCUUGCUGGCAGUUGACAGCGCAGGACAAGCUCCAAGCUCCUGAGUACUUAGGGUCGAUCCUGUCGGGAUAUUGGCGUGCUGCAGGUGGAGGUACCGAGAACAAAGCGCUUAUCAGAUCCCGCCUUGAGACAAUUCUCGUCGUAGUCCUUGCAAGCAAGAAGCGCGAGUCCGCCUCAGCUUACGGAUCCCUUCAUCUUCAAUUCGAGAAGAAUUUGAGUUUGCCGUGGUCCUACCAGAAUAGGGCUUACGUGUUGGAGGGCACGACAGACUACUCACUCUGGUACGGAGGACAAAAAAAGGAGACAAACCUGCUAUUGUUUUGUGCAUUACGUCGAGGGAACAUUGGGCGAUAUCAGGCAUUGUGUUCUAUGGCGAUGCUGCACCAUGCAAGGAAGAGAGCUAGACGCAACGACACUAUAGUAUAUGGAAUAGUUACUGAUACCGACGAGUGGCGCUUUUUGUGCAUCGACAAGGAGUCUCGGUACUCAGGCUGUAUCAUGAGCUGGGACAAAGGACAGCAGGUGGAUAUUAUAUCGACAAUCUACAAGAUCCUUAAUCAUGCUGCAGCGCUAGCGCAAGCUCUUGAAGCACCCAGUCUAACAGAGUACAUGAGUGUCGAAGAUGCCAGUGGUCUCGAAUGGUCCGACUGA
Messenger RNA from Aspergillus pseudoviridinutans, 885 nucleotides. RefSeq lists its product as uncharacterized. The coding region runs from base 1 to 885 and encodes 294 amino acids. Lineage: Eukaryota; Fungi; Ascomycota; Eurotiomycetes; Eurotiales; Aspergillaceae. The transcript is spliced from 4 exons. The record is from RefSeq and is a predicted model, not a curated record.